This is a messenger RNA of Thermochaetoides thermophila DSM 1495, 1860 nucleotides long. Its product is annotated as NAD-dependent histone deacetylase-like protein. The coding region runs from base 1 to 1860 and encodes 619 amino acids. Gene Ontology annotation, molecular function: histone deacetylase activity, NAD-dependent; NAD+ binding. The record is from RefSeq and is a predicted model, not a curated record. Lineage: Eukaryota; Fungi; Ascomycota; Sordariomycetes; Sordariales; Chaetomiaceae. Gene Ontology annotation, cellular component: mating-type region heterochromatin. Gene Ontology annotation, biological process: regulation of DNA repair; pericentric heterochromatin formation; replication-born double-strand break repair via sister chromatid exchange. The transcript has 2 exons.
AUGGUAUCCUCCCCCCCUUCGUCACCGCUCUCUGUCCUCUCCCAGUCGCCCGCUCCUCCGUCUCCCAUUCCCUUGACCUUUUCCUCUUCCUCGCGCUAUCCCUCGCCGACCGCCAGCUCUAUGGCUUCUUCUACUUCAUCUGGCCACGCCUCGCCCCGGAAGCGCGCCGACAUGGCCGACUCGACCGAGGAGAUUCGCGUUCGCACCGAUGGCCCUCCCCCUACCAAGCGGCGCCGGGUCGCCGAACCCAAGCCCCGCACCACCACCUACAUUGACCUCGAGAAUCUGGGCAAUGAGCCGAAUGAGGGCCUUAAUCGGCUGUUGACUGCCCUGCGCAAGAAGAAAAAGAUUGUCGUCUUCGCUGGCGCCGGCAUCUCCGUCUCCGCAGGCAUCCCCGACUUCCGCUCCUCAACCGGCCUCUUCGCCAGCAACGGCAAGCAUCUCUUUGACGCCUCUGUCUACAAGCACCCGCACCUCAUCGCCGACUUCCAUUCCAUGGUACGCAAGCUUGCCGAGCUCACCUCCAAAGCCGAACCAACCCCCUUCCACCACAUGCUGGCCUCGCUCGCGGCCGAAGGCCGCCUCAUGCGCAUGUACAGCCAGAACAUCGACACGCUCGACACGAAAAUGCCCCCUCUCUCUACCAACAUCCCCCUCAACACCAAGGGCCCUUGGCCCACCACCAUCCAGCUGCACGGAGGCCUGGAGAAGAUGGUCUGCAUAUUGUGCGGGAACAUCGAGCCUUUGCGGCCGGAGCUGUUUGAUGGGCCAGAGUUGCCGCUAUGUGAGAAAUGUGAGGAGGCCGAUCAGGUGCGGACAACCUUCGCCGGCAAGCGAAGUCAUGGAAUUGGGAAGUUGAGGCCGCGGAUUGUGCUGUAUAAUGAGCCCAAUCCGGACGAGGAAGCGAUUGGGAAUGUGUCCAAGGCGGAUCUGCGCCGCGUCCCGGAUGCAGUUAUUGUUGUGGGCACAACGCUCAAGGUCCCUGGCGCACGAAGGCUUGUCAAAGAGAUGUGCAAGAUCGUGCGCAGCCGGCGGGACGGGCUGACUGUGUGGAUCAACAUCGAUCCUGAGCCUCAGGGUGCGGAUUUCAAGGAUUGUUGGGACCUAGUGGUGCGGGGGCGCGCGGACGAUGUCGCUCAGCUGGUCAAUCUACCUAGGUGGGAUCAACAAGAUAAUCUGGGUGAUCGCGCUGAUUAUAUGGUUUCGGGAGAUGAAGAGAAGGAAAGGAAGGUCGAGGAGGCGGUCAGGAGGAGUAGCGUGGAGGUUGUUAUUGAGGGGAGGGUUGUGCAGAAGGAAAAGGAGGCGGCGAAGACGCCUGCGAACAGGAAGUCCAAGCACGCAGAGCAGAAUGGACCCAUGCCUACGCCGAGCGCCAGCCCGAGGGUACGCAGCCCUAUGCUUACGGGGAAGACACAACCUGCGAAGAAGCAAAGUACUCUAUCCUUCGGUUCUGUUGCUCCGAAGGGUAUGACCACCACUGCUGCAAAGACGACCUCGACGAAGGUUACCACAACAACGAAGCGCAAACCCCGCCAGACCAAGAAAUCUGUAACUCAGUCCGUCAAACCCCUCAACCGCCUCGACAAGACUUUCAAAACUACCAAAUCUGCCACGGUCUCCCUUACCAAAGACCUCAAAGAUAUGGAGAAUAUCAAGCUCGCCUCUCGCUCUGGCAGUUCUUCCCCCAGGAAAUGUUCUGCCCCUCUGGAGGACGCAGACGACUCGGGAUCGGACCUCUCUGAACCACUGGAUCUGCCCAGUCCUGCUGGUCUGGAUGCUAGCAUGGCUUUCUCGUUUGACAGUAGGGAUAAUACGCUGCCUAGUUUGAGGCCUGUCGUUGGGGUGGGGGGGAAGUCGUGA